Molecule: messenger RNA, 989 nt
Organism: Canariomyces notabilis
Lineage: Eukaryota; Fungi; Ascomycota; Sordariomycetes; Sordariales; Chaetomiaceae
Product: PEBP-like protein
Exons: 4
Coding region: 1-594 (197 amino acids)
Biological process (GO): regulation of proteolysis; regulation of Ras protein signal transduction
Molecular function (GO): phospholipid binding; peptidase inhibitor activity
Source: RefSeq, a predicted model, not a curated record
AUGUAUUUCUCAGGCGUCGCUCUUAUACCGGCAAUACUGCUAUCCAGCAUUGUGUCGGCGCAAACGCCGGUGGGCUUUGUUCCAGAGGUGAAGGAGAAGUUGGAGGUCAUCUUCGGGACCAAGGCUGUGCAAACCCCCGGGGCCAGCUUUACACGAGCAGAGACAGCGAGGCAGCCAACCAUAGGCACGAAAGAUGCUGCCCUAGCAGCAGGAACUUACCUAUGGAUGAUGAUUGAUCUCGACGUCCCAUCCAACUUCCAAAACCCUUCCUCCGGCCCCCGCCGCACGAACCUGCACGCCAUGGUAGCCGGCUUCCAACCCAGCAGCGCCGCUAGCACAAACGGCAUCUACACGCUCACGCCGCCGGCGUCCUCCUCCAGCGCAAUCGUGCCAUACGUGGGCCCAGCGCCCCCUCGCGAGACUCCGCCGUACGCGCACCGCUAUGUGAGCCUGCUGUAUGAGACGCCCGCGGGCUUCUCUGCCACGCGCCAACAGGUCGGCCAGACGCUCGGCUUCGACCUGGCCAAGUUCGUUGCGGCGGUUGGGUUGACUUCUCCUCCGAUCAGGGCGAACUAUUUCAAUGUGACAGGCUAGGCGAGGAGUAUGGCAUGAAGUUGGGUGGACGAAGGGGGUUUGAGCUUCAGGUCUGGGGUUUGAAGCUUAAGUUGGCGAUCAAAAAAAGGGGUUAGGUGGGCUAUUGGGGUGGAAAAUGGCGGGCCAUGGUCGCGGAAUAUGAAUGGUCGCGGAAUAUGAAAGCGUCACACGAUGGCAGGCGGCGGUGCUCGGCCCGGACGUUCUUUAGUCGGUCUCUCAGUCAUUUGCGAGGACAAGAAUCGAGAAAAAGUGCACCCAGCGUUCGUCAGUCACUCGAUCUAGAGACAACAAAAUUGGCAACCAAACUUCCGCUGGGCGUUUUGUUUCUCUUUCCGUGAUUAUUGCCGCCGAUAACUUCAAGAUAGUGCCAGCUCAGGUAAUGUACACUGAUGGCC